This is a messenger RNA of Cuscuta epithymum, 1471 nucleotides long. The record is from the annotation of a GenBank genome assembly. NCBI's taxonomy places the organism in Eukaryota, Viridiplantae, Streptophyta, Magnoliopsida, Solanales, Convolvulaceae.
GGAAGACGAAGCUUAUCUUUUAUCGCAGUAAUAAAUCAACAAACUCCGGCCGGCCUGGGGCGUCCUGAUAACACACUCACGCAGUUCAUCUCACCUACUCUUUACCUUUGACUUCCGGGCCGUCUUUUUUUUUUUUUGUCUGGUUCAAUUUCUCCGACGGAAAAGCGAGGAUGGCUACGGAUGUGGCAGCAGCGGUGGAGCACGCCGGAGUGGUCGGCGCCGGUGGGUGCUGCAAGAGAGGUCCGGGGUAUGCCAGUCCUAUGGAAGCCAUGAAAGGUCCUGAGGAGUCCCUUAUUUAUGUCACCUGCGUCUAUUCAGGAACAGGAAGGGAGAAGCCAGAUUACUUGGCUACUGUUGAUGUUGAUAGUAAUUCGCCAACAUAUUCUAAAGUGAUCCACAGGCUACCAAUGCCUUAUAUAGGUGAUGAACUACAUCAUUCUGGAUGGAAUUCCUGCAGCUCUUGCUUUGGUGACCCAACUGCUUCUCGUCGAUAUCUUGUCUUGCCUUCACUCAUAUCCGGGCGCAUAUAUGCAAUUGACACAUUAAAGGAUCCAAAAGCUCCCAGUGUACAUAAAGUUGUAGAGCCAGAUGAGAUUGUAAAGAAGACUGGUUUAGCCUAUCCACAUACUGCUCACUGCCUUGCUUCCGGUGACAUCAUGCUGUCAUGCCUUGGUGAUAAAGAUGGAAAUGCUGAGGGGAAUGGAUUUCUUCUGCUUGAUUCCAAUUUCAAUGUGAAAGGAAGGUGGGAAAAGCCAGGGCACAGUCCACUGUAUGGGUAUGAUUUUUGGUACCAGCCGCGGCACAAGACAAUGAUUAGCUCAUCUUGGGGAGCUCCCAGGGCCUUCACCAAAGGCUUUGAUCCUCAGCAUGUUUCUGAUGGGCUCUAUGGUCGCCAUUUGCAUGUCUAUAGUUGGCCUGAUGGUGAACUGAAACAGACACUUGAUCUCGGCAAUACUGGGCUUCUACCCUUGGAGAUAAGAUUCCUCCAUGAUCCAUCCGAAGCAACUGGGUUCGUGGGGUGUGCAUUGACUAGCAACAUGGUGCGUUUUUUUAAGAAUCCAGACGAUUCUUGGAGCCAUGAGGUAGCAGAGUCAGUAAAAUCAUUGAAGGUGCAAAAUUGGAUUCUUCCUGAAAUGCCCGGACUGAUCACUGAUUUUCUGAUCUCUCUGGAUGACCGUUUUCUUUACUUGGCCAAUUGGCUGCAUGGUGACAUUAGGCAGUAUAACAUUGAAGAACCAGCAAAGCCAAAGCUGGCGGGGCAAGUCUGGGUGGGUGGGUUGAUUAGAAAAGGAAGCGCUGUAGUCGCAGAAGCGGAAGAUGGUACAACCUUCCAGGUUGAUGUCCCAGAUGUUCAGGGAAACAAGUUGAGGGGAGGACCGCAGAUGAUACAGUUGAGUCUUGAUGGGAAAAGGCUAUACGCGACUAACUCGCUGUACAGCACAUGGGACAAGCAAUUCUAUCCAGAGCUCGU